Messenger RNA from Dracunculus medinensis (Guinea worm), 654 nucleotides. The record is from the annotation of a GenBank genome assembly. NCBI's taxonomy places the organism in Eukaryota, Metazoa, Nematoda, Chromadorea, Rhabditida, Dracunculidae.
AUGUAUGCAUUCACGCAUGAUGAAAUAUAUUCCACGUUUGCACCUGAGGUAUAUUGUUCGGAGCUUGUUCGAAUUGGUAAUGUUGCCGAUGGUGGUAAAUGGGUUUGCAAUCCAUUCAACAUUCCUCAAGAGAACUGCUUUAUUCUUUCUUUGGGUAUCAACAAUGAAAUUAGUUUUGAAGAAGAGAUACAAGAAAUCAGUGGAAAGCGAUGUAGUUUAUACGCUUUUGAUAUGAAUGAUCAAGAUGAAGAUAUUCGUGAACGACUUAAAAAAGCGAAUGCAAUUUUUCAAAUCGCCAAAAUCAGUAAUUUUACGAAUGAAAAUUUUCGUACUUACACAGUUCAUCAUCUUUUAAAGUUGUAUAACUUAUCGGCAUUGGAAAUUUUAAAGAUAGAUAUUGAAGGUUAUGAAUUUCAAGUAAUUCCUUCACUCAUACUUAAUGGUAAUAUUUGCCAAAUUCUUAUCGAAAUACAUGGUACUACUUCAAUGGGCAUUGAACUACUAGGCUUGUUCUCAAGAAAUGGCUACAAUUUAUUUUCAUACGAAGUUAAUCCAGGUUUUUACUUACUGGCUGAAUUCAGUCUCAUACAUGAUUCAUGUUUAGAGAAAUAUGAUGUUAAGCCACUUGCGAAAUAUCUUUCGAUAUUACAUUAA